Messenger RNA from Sus scrofa (pig), 13635 nucleotides. NCBI's taxonomy places the organism in Eukaryota, Metazoa, Chordata, Mammalia, Artiodactyla, Suidae. The record is from RefSeq and is a predicted model, not a curated record.
AAAUCCUGCUGUGAAUAAGUUCAAAGCCAAAAUGUUGGCACUUUUAGUAAUUCAGUCGAACUCUGUAUCGAUCUUCACUAUUUAGAAAAUGAAUAGAGUUUUUCGUGGCCAUCUCCCUUGUUUAAAGUUGGACUAUAAAGUGAAGGAUGUACAUUUGAAAAUGUGAAAAUUCACUACAAUAAUUUAUAUGACCUAUAAAAUUUUUAAAAAUAUAAGGAAAAUACUUUUUAAUUUCUUUCUAGAUUGACCAAUACCUUCAAAAGAUGUCUAGUCUUCUGGAAAACAUCAUUGCCAUCAUUGAACUAUUCCACAAGUACUCAAAAACUGAUAAGGAGACUGACACAUUGAGCAAAAAAGAACUGAAGGAACUUCUGGAAGUGGAGUUUCGGCCCGUCCUGAAGAAUCCGGAUGACCCAGAUACAGCUGAUGUCUUCAUGCACAUACUUGAUGUAGACCACAACAAGAAGAUAGAUUUUACAGAGUUUUUUCUGAUGGUAUUCAAGUUGGCUCAAGCAUAUUAUGCUUACACACGAAGACAGAAUUUCCAGAAAUCAGGGAGAAAGCAGAAGUAUAGACACUAUAAUGGAGAUGAAGAAGGUGAUACAGAAGAAGAGGAUAGAGAGGAAAAAAAUAGAAAGUCCAGACAUUCAAGAAGGAAGGAAGAAAAGGAACAGGAAGGAUCAAAGAGUGAAAAACUAAAAGAGAAAAGCAAACACAACGUUAAUUCUGAGAGUCAAGAAACAAAUACUGGAUCUGAUGUGAGACAAAGACAUGAAAAUAAGAAAGCACACCAUAAGUUGAGGGAGGAAAAAAGGAGGAGGUCAAGCUCUCCUGAAAUAAAAAAAGAAGAGAAGAAUUCAAGUAGGAGCAGGAGCAGGGAAUACGAAGGAAAAGAAUAUGAACACUGUUAUGAAAAAAAAAUCAGAGGACAAGCAAAAACGAUGGAAUCAGAAUACGAAAAAGCUUAUCAAGUAACUGACGAAAACGUAAAUGUGGGCAGAGAUUCUGAUUCGAAAAUAAGGCGACAGCAGAGAGACACAGCCAGUGAAACAAAGAGAGGUGAAGGAUGGUACGAAAAAAAGGGGAAACAUGGGCCCACCGCCCAGGCAACGGCAGGGUCCAGAGUGAGGGGCCAACAUGGGUCUCGCCACGGCCAGUCCGGGGACAGCGCUAGGCACGCCGAGGCCCGCCCGUCCCGGGCCGAAGCCCACCGGCCGGCGGGCUCUAGCCACGCAGAGUCAGGAUCCGGCACCCCCCAGCGCCAGGGCCGCGGCCACGAGCAGGCCAGAGACAGCUCAAGGCACUCCCGGGCUGCACAGGGACACAGCUCCACCGAGUCCGGCAGCGGGAGACACAGGGAACCCAGCCUCGGCCAGGCCAGCGACAGCGAGGGCCUCUCCGACCACUCAGGGAGACACGCGCCCACCGCCCAGGCAACCGCAGGGUCCGGCGUGAGGGGCCAACAUGGGUCUCUCCACGGCCAGUCCGGGGACAGCGCUAGGCACGCCGAGGCCCGCCCGUCCCGGGCCGAAGCCCACCGGCCGGCGGGCUCUAGCCACGCAGAGUCAGGAUCCGGCACCCCCCAGCGCCAGGGCCGCGGGCACGAGCAGGCCAGAGACAGCUCAAGGCACUCCCGGGCUGCACAGGGACACAGCUCCACCGAGUCCGGCAGCGGGAGACACAGGGAACCCAGCCUCGGCCAGGCCAGCGACAGCGAGGGCCUCUCCGACCACUCAGGGAGACACGCGCCCACCGCCCAGGCAACCGCAGGGUCCGGUGCGAGGGGCCCACAUGGGUCUCUCCACGGCCAGUCCGGGGACAGCGCUAGGCACGCCGAGGCCCGCCCGUCCCGGGCCGAAGCCCACCGGCCGGCGGGCUCUAGCCACGCAGAGUCAGGAUCCGGCACCCCCCAGCGCCAGGGCCGCGGCCACGAGCAGGCCAGAGACAGCUCAAGGCACUCCCGGGCUGCACAGGGACACAGCUCCACCGAGUCCGGCAGCGGGAGACACAGGGAACCCAGCCUCGGCCAGGCCAGCGACAGCGAGGGCCUCUCCGACCACUCAGGGAGACACGCGCCCACCGCCCAGGCAACCGCAGGGUCCGGCGUGAGGGGCCAACAUGGGUCUCGCCACGGCCAGUCCGGGGACAGCGCUAGGCACGCCGAGGCCCGCCCGUCCCGGGCCGAAGCCCACCGGCCGGCGGGCUCUAGCCACGCAGAGUCAGGAUCCGGCACCCCCCAGCGCCAGGGCCGCGGCCACGAGCAGGCCAGAGACAGCUCAAGGCACUCCCGGGCUGCACAGGGACACAGCUCCACCGAGUCCGGCAGCGGGAGACACAGGGAACCCAGCCUCGGCCAGGCCAGCGACAGCGAGGGCCUCUCCGACCACUCAGGGAGACACGCGCCCACCGCCCAGGCAACCGCAGGGUCCGGCGCGAGGGGCCCACAUGGGUCUCUCCACGGCCAGUCCGGGGACAGCGCUAGGCACGCCGAGGCCCGCCCGUCCCGGGCCGAAGCCCACCGGCCGGCGGGCUCUAGCCACGCAGAGUCAGGAUCCGGCACCCCCCAGCGCCAGGGCCGCGGCCACGAGCAGGCCAGAGACAGCUCAAGGCACUCCCGGGCUGCACAGGGACACAGCUCCACCGAGUCCGGCAGCGGGAGACACAGGGAACCCAGCCUCGGCCAGGCCAGCGACAGCGAGGGCCUCUCCGACCACUCAGGAAGACACGCGCCCACCGCCCAGGCAACCGCAGGGUCCGGCGUGAGGGGCCAACAUGGGUCUCGCCACGGCCAGUCCGGGGACAGCGCUAGGCACGCCGAGGCCCGCCCGUCCCGGGCCGAAGCCCACCGGCCGGCGGGCUCUAGCCACGCAGAGUCAGGAUCCGGCACCCCCCAGCGCCAGGGCCGCGGCCACGAGCAGGCCAGAGACAGCUCAAGGCACUCCCGGGCUGCACAGGGACACAGCUCCACCGAGUCCGGCAGCGGGAGACACAGGGAACCCAGCCUCGGCCAGGCCAGCGACAGCGAGGGCCUCUCCGACCACUCAGGGAGACACGCGCCCACCGCCCAGGCAACCGCAGGGUCCGGCGUGAGGGGCCAACAUGGGUCUCGCCACGGCCAGUCCGGGGACAGCGCUAGGCACGCCGAGGCCCGCCCGUCCCGGGCCGAAGCCCACCGGCCGGCGGGCUCUAGCCACGCAGAGUCAGGAUCCGGCACCCCCCAGCGCCAGGGCCGCGGCCACGAGCAGGCCAGAGACAGCUCAAGGCACUCCCGGGCUGCACAGGGACACAGCUCCACCGAGUCCGGCAGCGGGAGACACAGGGAACCCAGCCUCGGCCAGGCCAGCGACAGCGAGGGCCUCUCCGACCACUCAGGGAGACACGCGCCCACCGCCCAGGCAACCGCAGGGUCCGGCGUGAGGGGCCAACAUGGGUCUCGCCACGGCCAGUCCGGGGACAGCGCUAGGCACGCCGAGGCCCGCCCGUCCCGGGCCGAAGCCCACCGGCCGGCGGGCUCUAGCCACGCAGAGUCAGGAUCCGGCACCCCCCAGCGCCAGGGCCGCGGCCACGAGCAGGCCAGAGACAGCUCAAGGCACUCCCGGGCUGCACAGGGACACAGCUCCACCGAGUCCGGCAGCGGGAGACACAGGGAACCCAGCCUCGGCCAGGCCAGCGACAGCGAGGGCCUCUCCGACCACUCAGGGAGACACGCGCCCACCGCCCAGGCAACCGCAGGGUCCGGUGCGAGGGGCCCACAUGGGUCUCGCCACGGCCAGACCGGGGACAGCGCUAGGCACGCCGAGGCCCGCCCGUCCCGGGCCGAAGCCCACCGGCCGGCGGGCUCUAGCCACGCAGAGUCAGGAUCCGGCACCCCCCAGCGCCAGGGCCGCGGCCACGAGCAGGCCAGAGACAGCUCAAGGCACUCCCGGGCUGCACAGGGACACAUCUCCACCGAGUCCGGCAGCGGGAGACACAGGGAACCCAGCCUCGGCCAGGCCAGCGACAGCGAGGGCCUCUCCGACCACUCAGGGAGACACGCGCCCACCGCCCAGGCAACCGCAGGGUCCGGCGUGAGGGGCCCACAUGGGUCUCGCCACGGCCAGUCCGGGGACAGCGCUAGGCACGCCGAGCGCCAGGGCCGCGGCCACGAGCAGGCCAGAGACAGCUCAAGGCACUCCCGGGCUGCACAGGGACACAGCUCCACCGAGUCCGGCAGCGGGAGACACAGGGAACCCAGCCUCGGCCAGGCCAGCGACAGCGAGGGCCUCUCCGACCACUCAGGGAGACACGCGCCCACCGCCCAGGCAACCGCAGGGUCCGGUGCGAGGGGCCCACAUGGGUCUCUCCACGGCCAGUCCGGGGACAGCGCUAGGCACGCCGAGGCCCGCCCGUCCCGGGCCGAAGCCCACCGGCCGGCGGGCUCUAGCCACGCAGAGUCAGGAUCCGGCACCCCCCAGCGCCAGGGCCGCGGCCACGAGCAGGCCAGAGACAGCUCAAGGCACUCCCGGGCUGCACAGGGACACAGCUCCACCGAGUCCGGCAGCGGGAGACACAGGGAACCCAGCCUUGGCCAGGCCAGCGACAGCGAGGGCCUCUCCGACCACUCAGGGAGACACGCGCCCACCGCCCAGGCAACCGCAGGGUCCGGCGUGAGGGGCCAACAUGGGUCUCGCCACGGCCAGUCCGGGGACAGCGCUAGGCACGCCGAGGCCCGCCCGUCCCGGGCCGAAGCCCACCGGCCGGCGGGCUCUAGCCACGCAGAGUCAGGAUCCGGCACCCCCCAGCGCCAGGGCCGCGGCCACGAGCAGGCCAGAGACAGCUCAAGGCACUCCCGGGCUGCACAGGGACACAGCUCCACCGAGUCCGGCAGCGGGAGACACAGGGAACCCAGCCUCGGCCAGGCCAGCGACAGCGAGGGCCUCUCCGACCACUCAGGGAGACACGCGCCCACCGCCCAGGCAACCGCAGGGUCCGGCGCGAGGGGCCCACAUGGGUCUCUCCACGGCCAGUCCGGGGACAGCGCUAGGCACGCCGAGGCCCGCCCGUCCCAGGCCGAAGCCCACCGGCCGGCGGGCUCUAGCCACGCAGAGUCAGGAUCCGGCACCCCCCAGCGCCAGGGCCGCGGCCACGAGCAGGCCAGAGACAGCUCAAGGCACUCCCGGGCUGCACAGGGACACAGCUCCACCGAGUCCGGCAGCGGGAGACACAGGGAACCCAGCCUCGGCCAGGCCAGCGACAGCGAGGGCCUCUCCGACCACUCAGGGAGACACGCGCCCACCGCCCAGGCAACCGCAGGGUCCGGCGUGAGGGGCCAACAUGGGUCUCGCCACGGCCAGUCCGGGGACAGCGCUAGGCACGCCGAGGCCCGCCCGUCCCGGGCCGAAGCCCACCGGCCGGCGGGCUCUAGCCACGCAGAGUCAGGAUCCGGCACCCCCCAGCGCCAGGGCCGCGGCCACGAGCAGGCCAGAGACAGCUCAAGGCACUCCCGGGCUGCACAGGGACACAGCUCCACCGAGUCCGGCAGCGGGAGACACAGGGAACCCAGCCUCGGCCAGGCCAGCGACAGCGAGGGCCUCUCCGACCACUCAGGGAGACACGCGCCCACCGCCCAGGCAACCGCAGGGUCCGGCGCCGAAGCCCACCGGCCGGCGGGCUCUAGCCACGCAGAGUCAGGAUCCGGCACCCCCCAGCGCCAGGGCCGCGGCCACGAGCAGGCCAGAGACAGCUCAAGGCACUCCCGGGCUGCACAGGGACACAGCUCCACCGAGUCCGGCAGCGGGAGACACAGGGAACCCAGCCUCGGCCAGGCCAGCGACAGCGAGGGCCUCUCCGACCACUCAGGGAGACACGCGCCCACCGCCCAGGCAACCGCAGGGUCCGGUGCGAGGGGCCCACAUGGGUCUCUCCACGGCCAGUCCGGGGACAGCGCUAGGCACGCCGAGGCCCGCCCGUCCCGGGCCGAAGCCCACCGGCCGGCGGGCUCUAGCCACGCAGAGUCAGGAUCCGGCACCCCCCAGCGCCAGGGCCGUGGCCACGAGCAGGCCAGAGACAGCUCAAGGCACUCCCGGGCUGCACAGGGACACAGCUCCACCGAGUCCGGCAGCGGGAGACACAGGGAACCCAGCCUCGGCCAGGCCAGCGACAGCGAGGGCCUCUCCGACCACUCAGGGAGACACGCGCCCACCGCCCAGGCAACCGCAGGGUCCGGCGCGAGGGGCCAACAUGGGUCUCUCCACGGCCAGUCCGGGGACAGCGCUAGGCACGCCGAGGCCCGCCCGUCCCGGGCCGAAGCCCACCGGCCGGCGGGCUCUAGCCACGCAGAGUCAGGAUCCGGCACCCGCCAGCGCCAGGGCCGCGGCCACGAGCAGGCCAGAGACAGCUCAAGGCACUCCCGGGCUGCACAGGGACACAGCUCCACCGAGUCCGGCAGCGGGAGACACAGGGAACCCAGCCUCGGCCAGGCCAGCGACAGCGAGGGCCUCUCCGACCACUCAGGGAGACACGCGCCCACCGCCCAGGCAACCGCAGGGUCCGGUGCGAGGGGCCCACAUGGGUCUCGCCACGGCCAGUCCGGGGACAGCGCUAGGCACGCCGAGGCCCGCCCGUCCCGGGCCGAAGCCCACCGGCCGGCGGGCUCUAGCCACGCAGAGUCAGGAUCCGGCACCCCCCAGCGCCAGGGCCGCGGCCACGAGCAGGCCAGAGACAGCUCAAGGCACUCCCGGGCUGCACAGGGACACAGCUCCACCGAGUCCGGCAGCGGGAGACACAGGGAACCCAGCCUCGGCCAGGCCAGCGACAGCGAGGGCCUCUCCGACCACUCAGGGAGACACGCGCCCACCGCCCAGGCAACCGCAGGGUCCGGUGCGAGGGGCCCACAUGGGUCUCUCCACGGCCAGUCCGGGGACAGCGCUAGGCACGCCGAGGCCCGCCCGUCCCGGGCCGAAGCCCACCGGCCGGCGGGCUCUAGCCACGCAGAGUCAGGAUCCGGCACCCCCCAGCGCCAGGGCCGCGGCCACGAGCAGGCCAGAGACAGCUCAAGGCACUCCCGGGCUGCACAGGGACACAGUUCCACCGAGUCCGGCAGCGGGAGACACAGGGAACCCAGCCUCGGCCAGGCCAGCGACAGCGAGGGCCUCUCCGACCACUCAGGGAGACACGCGCCCACCGCCCAGGCAACCGCAGGGUCCGGCGUGAGGGGCCAACAUGGGUCUCUCCACGGCCAGUCCGGGGACAGCGCUAGGCACGCCGAGACCCGCCCGUCCCGGGCCGAAGCCCACCGGCCGGCGGGCUCUAGCCACGCAGAGUCAGGAUCCGGCACCCCCCAGCGCCAGGGCCGCGGCCACGAGCAGGCCAGAGACAGCUCAAGGCACUCCCGGGCUGCACAGGGACACAGCUCCACUGAGUCCGGCAGCGGGAGACACAGGGAACCCAGCCUCGGCCAGGCCAGCGACAGCGAGGGCCUCUCCGACCACUCAGGGAGACACGCGCCCACCGCCCAGGCAACCGCAGGGUCCGGCGUGAGGGGCCAACAUGGGUCUCUCCACGGCCAGUCCGGGGACAGCGCUAGGCACGCCGAGGCCCGCCCGUCCCGGGCCGAAGCCCACCGGCCGGCGGGCUCUAGCCACGCAGAGUCAGGAUCCGGCACCCCCCAGCGCCAGGGCCGCGGCCACGAGCAGGCCAGAGACAGCUCAAGGCACUCCCGGGCUGCACAGGGACACAUCUCCACUGAGUCCGGCAGCGGGAGACACAGGGAACCCAGCCUCGGCCAGGCCAGCGACAGCGAGGGCCUCUCCGACCACUCAGGGAGACACGCGCCCACCGCCCAGGCAACCGCAGGGUCCGGCGCGAGGGGCCCACAUGGGUCUCUCCACGGCCAGUCCGGGGACAGCGCUAGGCACGCCGAGGCCCGCCCGUCCCGGGCCGAAGCCCACCGGCCGGCGGGCUCUAGCCACGCAGAGUCAGGAUCCGGCACCCCCCAGCGCCAGGGCCGCGGCCACGAGCAGGCCAGAGACAGCUCAAGGCACUCCCGGGCUGCACAGGGACACAGCUCCACCGAGUCCGGCAGCGGGAGACACAGGGAACCCAGCCUCGGCCACGUCAGGGACAGCCAUGGUGUUUUUCUAGGUGCAAGGAAACAAUUGGUUCCCAUCCCUGAACGUUCUUAUUCACUGUUUGAUAACCACAAUCAUGGAUUAACUCAAGGUUUGAGACAUGGCAGCUAUGGAAGUGCAGAUUAUGACUAUGGACAGUCUGGGUAUGGUCACUUUUACAGCACCCUGCAAGCUGCUUCAGGCUCCAUCCUACUUGUUCCUCUGGUGAACCAGAUGCCUAAACUCCUACAAAGCAUUGUCACUGUCAUCGAUCUUUUCUACCAAUAUGCUAAGCAGGAUGGGGAGUGUGACAUGUUGAACAAGGCAGAAUUGAAAGAACUAUUGGAAAAUGAGUUUGGUCAAAUUCUGAAGAGCUUGUAUCUUGUUCCUCUACAGAAUCCAGAUGAUCCAGACACUGUAGAUAUCAUCAUGCAAAAUCUGGAUCAAGACCAUAACAAGAAGGUCGAAUUUACUGAGUACCUUCUGAUGAUAUUCAAGCUGGCUCGCGCUUGUAACAAAAUUGUCAGCAAAGAUUAUUGCAAAGCUUCAGGGUCAAAGAAAAGAGAUUACAUUCACCAGCACCAAGAGGAACAGAGUGAAACCGAAGAAGAGGAAGAAGGGCAAGAAUCAUCUUCUAGUCAUUCAAGCUGGAGUGAAGGAAAGCAUGAUUCCUCCUCCUCCAGGGGCUCCAGAGGAAGCAUUAACCACAGCUCCAGAAGAAAGAAGCAUCAAAGAGGCUUGUCUAGUUCUGGGCACAGGCAAAGCUCUGGGGAAAGAAGGAAAGAGUCAUGUGCAGGACACUUCAAGGACAGUAAGAAAAGCAAGCAUGGCUCUUGUCAGCACAAAAGGUCUAAGAGUGAAGAAGUUGGUUAUAUUCAUUCAAGUAACAGUAGAACGAGAUCAGACUCAGCAAAUGCAUCAGGUGCUUAUGGAGAACAAGGGCAUGUGUGCCAGCUAGAGGGUCAGUCUUUCAGUUCUGACCAACACUGGUCUGACACAAAUGAAUCUUCAGGGAACAGACAACAUAAGAAGAAAUCAAGCCAGUCACUUAGAAAGCAGGAUCAUGUAUUCAGCUCAAAGAGUUUCAGAAGACAAGACCACGGGUCAAAUUCAAACGAGCCCACUGGUUGUAGUCAUGGCUCUGGCUCAGGCCAGCACUCUCAACAGAGAUGGCAUGAACCAAAUGAGGGAUAUCAAUCAGGAAACUGUGAAGAACAAGGAUACUGUUCUAGUUCAACUGAGGGAUCCAGUUAUGGCCAACUCAGGUCAUGCUCAGGACAGUUUUCUAGCUGUGUCCAACAUAGGUCUCAAUCAGGUCAAUCCUCUGGCUAUGGACAACAUAGAUAUGGCACAGGUCAGGCUUCUGGCUUUGGGCAACAUGGGUCUGGCUCAGGAGAGUUUUCUGGCUUUAGUCAGCAUGGAUCUGGCUUGGGUCAAUCCUCAAGCUAUGAACAACAUAAUUCUACCUCAGGACAGUCACCAAGCUGUAGCCAACAUGGAUCUAGCUUAGGUCACUCUACUAGCUGUGGUCAACAUGGAUCUGGCUCAAGUCAAUCAUCUAGCUAUAGACGAUAUAGCUCUGGAUCAAAUCAAUCUCUUAAUCAUGGCCAACAUAGGUCGGGAUCAAGUCAGACUUCUAGCUAUGGCCAAUAUAGGACUGGAUCAGGUCAUUCUUCUGGCUUUAGGCAACAUGUGUCUGGCUCAGAAGACUCUUUUGGCUUUAGGCAACAUGGGUCUGGCUCAAGAGAGUCUUUUGGCUUUAGUCAGCAUGGAUCUGGUUUAGGUCAAUCCUCUAGCUAUGGACAACAUGGUUCUACUUCAGGAAAUUCAUCAAGCUGUGGCCAACAUGGCUGUAACUUAGGUCAGUCUUCUGGCUAUGGUCAACAUGGCUCAGGUCAGUCUUUUGGCCAUAGCCAACAUGGGUCUGGCUCAGGUCAGCCUUUUGACUUUGGGCAACAUGGGUCUGGCUCAGGAGAGUCUUCUGGCUUUAGUCAGCAUGGAUCAGGCUCAGGUCAAUCCUCGAGCUAUGAACAAUAUAAUUCUACCUCAGGACAGUCACCAAGCUGUAGCCAACAUGGAUCUAGCUUAGGUCACUCUACUAGCUGUGGUCAACAUGCAUCUGGCUCAAGUCAGACGUCUAGCUAUGGCCAAUUUAGUUCUGGAUCAAACCAAUCUCUUAAUAAUGGCCAGUGUAGGUCUGGAUCAAGUCAGACUUCUAGCUAUGGUCAACACAGGGCUGGAUCAGGCCAGUCUUCUGGAUUCAGACAACAUGGGUCUUUCUCAGGAGAGGCUUAUGGCUUUAGCCAGGGAUCUCACUUAGGUCAAUCCUCUAGCUAUGGACAACAUGGUUCUACUUCAGGACAUUCAUCAAGCUGUGGCCAACACAGAUCUAACUUAGGUCAGUCUUCCGGCUAUGGUCAACAUGGCUCAAGUCAGUCUUCUAGCCACAGCCAACACAGAGCUGGCUCAAGUCAGUCUUUUAGCCACAGCCGACGUAGGUCUGGCUCAAGUCAGUCUUCUGGCUUUGGUCAGCAUGGAUCUGGCUUAGGUCAGUCAUCAAGCUAUGGUCAACACCAAUCUGGAUAUGGUCAAUGUUCUAGGCAUGGACAACAUGGUUCUGCUUCAGGUCAGUCCUCUGGCUUUGGACAACAAAGGUCUAGAUCAGGUCAGUCUAGCUAUGACCAACACUGGUCUGGCUCAGGUCAGUCUUCUAGUUGUGGCCAGCAUGGAUCUAGCUCAGGAGAGUCUUUUGGCUGUGGUCAACAUGGGUCUGGCUCAGGUCUGUCUUCUAGCUAUGGCCGACAUCGAUCUGGAUCAAGCCAAUUUUCUAGCCACAGUCAAUACAGAUUUGGUUCUGGUCAGUCCUCUAGAUAUGGCCAUCAUGGGUCUGGAUCAGGUCAGUCUUCCAGCUUUGGACAACACAGAUCUAGCUCAGGAGAAUCUUCUUCCUUUGAGCAUGGAUCUAGUUUAGGUCAAUCAUUAAGCUCUGGACAGAAUGAAUCUAAAUACGGUCAAUCCCCUGCCUAUAGACAGCAUGGUUCUACCUCAGGACAAUCAUCAAUCUGUGGCCAACACACAUCUGGACCAGGCCAGUCUUCUAGCUAUGGCCAACAUGGGUCUGGAUUAGGUCAAUCUUCUAGCUGCAGUCAACAGAUGUCAGGGUCAGGACAGUCUUCUGGCCAUGUCCAAAGUGGCUCUGGUUCAAGUCAAUGCUCUAGCCAAGGCCAAUGUGGAUCUGAAUGGAGUCAGUCUUCCAGAUAUGGCCAACACAGAUCUGCCUCAGGUCAGUGUACUACCCAGAAUCAACAAUCUGGCUUGGGUCAGUAUUCUAGCUCUGAACAACAUGGGCCUGGCUCAUAUUGUUCAUCUUGCUCUGAACAAAGUGGUUCUGGACCUGGUCAGUGUUCUAGCUAUGAGCAACAUGAAUUACAAGGGAGAUGUAGGUCAAGUUCAAGUGGAACUCAUGAAGGGUACAGUAGACCCCAAACAGGUUCAAGUCCUAAUCAGUCAAGAAGAAAUAGUCAGGAAUGGUCAGGGUACUGCCAAAAAGAAAGAAGUAGGAGCUGCAGUCCAACAAGCGGCGAGUCUGAUGGAUAUGAGAGUAUUCAUGGACAAUCAAGAACAUGUAGGCAACAAAGCCAAGGAUGCAGCCAGGAUCAGUGGGAAUCCAGCUGUAGCUAUUCAAAUUGUAAUGAAGGGCAACCAAGAAGUAGUUAUAGACAACUAGAAAGUUCCUCAAGUUGUGGCUCUGGACAAUUUAUACCCUCCUGUGGACAGUCUAGAUCCAACACUACCAAUACACUGUUAAUUUGCAAGGAGGAUAACAGACAAGGUGGCUAUUUUCACCAGAGAGAAGUUGGUGACUGUGCAGGAGGAAAUACCAUCUCAAGCUCCCACAGUUUCCACAGCAGCACUCCACUCUAUGAAUAUGUCCAAGAGCAGAGGUGCUAAUUCGAGGAAUGAACAAUAAAUAAGUGAAAUUAACUCAAGUAGCAGUUUAAGAAAUAUGAAACUAUUAUAUAUGAGCAAUUCAUUACAAACCUUCUCUUUAAAAGUGGAGGUAUCUAUUUCUGUCUUUUCCAUUUUUAAACAUUUAACUGUACUCAAUUCGUGGUUAUUGGGUUCCUUCCAAAGAAUAUAGGAUAUGAGGGCUACUUUGUUGGGAAAUACUGGUGAAUAAAAAAUGUGUGGGAAUAAAUUUGGAAGAACAAUGAAAAGCAGUUAAGAUGCUUGGGUUUGGUCGAAAUAUCUUUUUGAGAGCCCUUUGCUCAUUAUAUGAUGCCAAAGCUAAGCUUUCAUCUAUAAGGAACAAAAAAUUAAAAAUGCGCUACCAGUUCUGGAGUCAAAGUUUCUCUUACAGUAACAUGACUACAAUUUUUGUGUGCCCCACAAUGUGUGCUGGCAGAAAGGCGAAGACCCUAAAAACAAAGAUGCAGCAUUGGUAGCCUCUUUACUUAUCAAAACAACCAAGCCCCUAUUCUUAGGUAUAUGUUUAACUGUUAAACUAAUGAAAGGCAUAAAAAAGUAGCACCAGGUGCUUCUUCCAAACCUGUGUGCGAGAAUUUUAUCUUAAAGGGCAGAGAUGAAUCAGUUCAGGUUUAGAGAGCUCUGGCUUAGUUUGAACAAGAAUGAUCUUGAAGCCUACUACUAAGAAUUUUCUCCAGGUUAAAAAAAAAUUUUUAGAAGAUCAAUAGUAGGAAAAUACAAUGGCUCCAAACUACUUCUGUAGUCACUGGUCUUUCCUCAUAGAAAAAAAUCUAUUUAUACAGAGAUGGAACAAAAAGCUGUCCACUGCCACUGAUGAACAGUUUCUUAGUUUAAGUAGAGCAUAUUUGUUUCAAGUUUUUGGAUUCAAAUAACUGGACUGUAUUAAAAAUGACAAUAAACAAUGGUGACCAAAUACUGAGGUUUGUCUCAUCUCUGCUUCAUUUCACUCUCACACUCAGGUGGUCAGACGAGAAACUAACUCAAAUAGUUAUUUUCCAAGGCCCUGUCCUUCACAAACAAUCCAGAAUAUAUAAGGAAUUUUUUAAACUCAUAAUUAAGACAAACGAAUGAGCAGAUCUAAUUGGUCACUUACCAAACAAGAUGUACAAAUGGCCAGUAAGCACUUGAAAAGAUGCUCAAUGUCAUUUGUCAUCAAAGAAAUGCAAAUUAAAACAUAAUGAGAUACUACAAUACACACAUUAGAAUGGCCAAAACUAAAAAUAUGGGCAAUAAGUGUUGGUAUUACUGGUGGAAAGUAAAAUGAUAUAUUCACUCUGAAAAAUAGUGAGGCAAUUUCUUAUAAAGUUAAAUAAACAUGUGUAUAUGACCUAACAAAUGUAUUCCUAAGUGAAAUGAAAACAUAUGUCCACAUGAAGAUUUUUACAUAAAUGUUCACAGCAGCUUUAAUAAUAAUACCCCAAGUCUAAAGCAACCAAAAUGUCCACAAUUUACCAAAUUGUAUAGCCAAACAAACACUAUUUAAUGAAAAGAAUGAAGUGCUCAUAUAAAUGACGUGGAAGAACCUUAAAAACAUUAUACCAUAUAUAUAUACAUAUAUAUA